AUGCAUUCUAGUUCCAAGACAAAUACUUCUUUUAAAGUGCCUGAAGAUGGCAAGGAGAUUCAACCCCAACUUUUGACAGAAAAACAAGAAAAGGAGGAAGACCCAUGUGUGAAACCCUUCGCGGGGAGAGGCGUGACCAACUCGGGGCGCGCGGGCAGGCGACUCCACGCGCGGCUUUUUUUCUCUCUCUCUCUCUCGCCGAGACUGGAGCCUCGGCGUCCAUCCUGCGGGCGCUGGUGCCGUCUCCUGUCUCGCCUUGCAAGCUUGUCGACCGACCAUGUUCCCAGAAAGCUGAUUGCAGCCGGGCAGCCGCGACGGCACUGCCGCCGCCAUCCCAGUGAGCUGGAAUUGGUAACGCGCCCCAAGUUGGUCCUGCGGGAGGCCGCUCCCCAGCAACCCAAAGAGGCGUCCGGCCCGGGCGGCGGCGGCGAUAGCGGCCUCGCUCCCAGCUUUACCCUCAUCUCGACCAGCAGCAGCAGCAGCAGCACCAGCUCUGACUCCCACAGCACCAUGGACCUCUCCUUCAUGGCCGCGCAGCUUCCAGUUAUGGGAGGAGUGUUUAUGGACUCGCCCAAUGAAGAAUUUAGCACGGAAUAUUCUUUGUUUAAUUCAUCUGCCAAUGUCUACACUGCUGCCUCAGUGCCAAACCAACCAGAAGAGCCAUCUCGUUCUUCAAAUGAUGCCAUUUUGUUAUGGAUUGCAAUUAUAGCCACAAUUGGGAACAUUGUAGUUGUUGGAGUUGUGUAUGCAUUUACAUUUUGAGAAGUAAAGAAGACAACUCUGGGAGACGAGAGUUGCUUUGCCAUCAUUCCUAAGAGCAGAUGUAUGUGUAUGUAUGUAACACUAUGUGCACAUACCUAUAUAAAAUGUAAAUCUUUAUACAUAUUGGUAGGUAGUUGUAAUUUCUUAUCUAAGGUCCCAAUUAACGGCAAGUGACAAAUAAAAUCAGCAAAAUACUCUUUACAAAAAAGACUUUUGUAAAUUAUGUGGAGAUGAAACAUAAUUUACACCAUAGCCAAUUAAAUAUGGAUCUAACAUGAAAGAUCAAUGCAUAUAAAUGGAAAAGUAGAUUUGCUCAUCAAGGGCUCUAUUGUAAAUCUAUAGGUUAUUUAAAUAACCUUUGGAUUAAACAUCGGAUACAUCUUUUUUCUGUUUUAUUUAUUUUUUUAGUUUAAGCCCCCCAGUUGUUAUAUUUCUACACAUUCUGUGUAAUUCUAUUGCUCUCUAAAGACACAGAGCAAAUGAAAUUUCAAUUUGUUUUGAAGUCUGCUAGGGAAAAAUGGUCAGGGUGUUUACUCUUAAGUAGUGCAGAGCCUCACAAGUGAAAUGUACAUUAUUCACAGAAAUUUCACAGAUGGAUAGAUUCCUAUUGUAAGCCAGAUUUAAUUUUUCAAAGCUUUCUCUCUGGGAGUAAAAAAAAAAUUGCGAGGAGUCCUAAAAAUAUCCACAUGUCCGAGUUUGAAAACAGCCCUAAGAGUUAGAAGUUCUCAGUUGUGGGAGACUGACUGGACAGGGCAAUUUUGAAAAAUGGAUGGAUUAAGAAUUUUUCCUUUCAAGUGUGUUGUAAUUUUCCUAUGUAUUUUUAAGCGGUUGGAAACCAAACUACUGAAUUUGAACUAUCCAGUUGGAAUAGGCUUGGAGGGCUUGAGAAAAGAAAUUUAGAGGUAACAAAUUGCAACUCCAAAAGUUAUCUCACCUCUACCUUAUGGUGCAAAUUAGGGCGUGCCAAUCUUUCUUAAGACUAAGAACCUUAUUGGAAGUAUUCUAUAACUGUAUGCUAUAAAAUAUGUUCUCCUU
Messenger RNA from Ahaetulla prasina, 1797 nucleotides. RefSeq names its product chromosome 1 C14orf132 homolog (gene C1H14orf132). NCBI's taxonomy places the organism in Eukaryota, Metazoa, Chordata, Lepidosauria, Squamata, Colubridae. The record is from RefSeq and is a predicted model, not a curated record. The coding region runs from base 1 to 762 and encodes 253 amino acids. The transcript is spliced from 3 exons.